Messenger RNA from Phalacrocorax carbo (great cormorant), 3503 nucleotides. The record is from RefSeq and is a predicted model, not a curated record. Lineage: Eukaryota; Metazoa; Chordata; Aves; Suliformes; Phalacrocoracidae.
AGCAGGAAAGGCCGUGCACCCCGGGUGCAAAUGCUCCCAAAGCCGCACCCCCCCCCCCUUACCAAUCAUUAAUCACUGCCAGCCAGCAACAAGAGCAAGCGGCAAGCGAGCAGGGAAGGCCAAGUCUCUGCAGCCCCCACGGGAGCGGAGGGAAGCAGUGCUGGCCGGUCCCCCGUGGUGGCAGCUCGCUCCCUCUGACCGCUCUCCCCUGGGAGGCCCCGGUGAGGGUGGCCGGUCCUGCACCCUCUGCCCUUUCCUUCAGGAAGGUCACCGGGACCUGGGUGCAGGAGGCUCUGCCUGUGGCUGGGAGCUGCUGGGCUACGCGUGACGCGGGAACUCUGAAGAAGAGCUUCUGCCUGGUCAGCGCCGCAGCCUUCAUCCCCUCGCCAUGCGGCACAAGGCAUUUUGGAGAGCCCUGGAGUACACCUGCCGUUUUCUGGGCAUCUCCACCGCAGCAGUGCUGAUCGGUGUGGGUGUAGAAACACUGCAGCGAGGACAGUUCAAAAGCCUGGCUUUCUAUCUGCUUUUUUCAGGGGUUGCAGUUACUGUCUGUGAAGGCUUCUUCUUUAUCAGUUUGUUCCUGGAGAUGUGUUUCACAUAUGAGCCCGACUCCCUGGCACAGGCCUGCUGGAAGCGAGCUAAACGCCCAGGGAGCUUCCAGAAAUUCCUGGGGUACACGCUGCUCUCAGUGGCUUGCUUCCUGCAUCCCGUCCUCGUCUGGCAUGUCACCAUCCCUGGGUCCAUGCUGGUGCUCACCGCCCUGGCCUACUUCCUGCUGAGCAAGAGGAGGAAGAGCCCAGGGCACAAAGAGAUGCAUCCCCAGGCGAGCCAGUAUGUGGACCCUUCGGUCACCGUGGCAGCCCCAACCGUCGCUGGUGACACUGAGCAGACCUACACCUUCUGUGGGGCCCAGAGGGAGCAGCACCGCUCACUGCUGGGCCACAUGAAGAGCAUCCUGAAGGGCAGCAAGGACAGGAGCCUGGCCCCGGUAGCUCCUGCCCAGCCAGCAGCCCUGCCAGCCCCACGCAAGCAAGUGCACUUCCAGGAGAAGGUGGUGCAGAUCAUCCCCUCUGUCAGCGAGAGCUUAGAGGAUGUAGAGAGUGAGGCUGAAGAGACGACGUCAGACACAACACCCAUCCUUACCCCACCCGAUGCUCCGGUCAUCCUCACUCCUCUCAGCUCCACAGGUCUCUUCUGAGCCCUCAGCAGGAACGAGGACGGGGCAGACCUGCUUCCACUGGCGCUGGGGUCCCUCCCUGAUGCUCUAGCAGCUGAGGGGCCCCGAGAGGUGGCCCUCCUUGCCCUCCCUGCCUCCAGGGUGACAACUCUGUAACCUACCCCCGUUUCAAGGGGCUGCCAGCACUACAUGGUCCCACACCUUGUGACAGGGCCAGUGCUGCUCCCCAGCCCCUGCAGCGCCGUGCCCAGGUGACAAGUGGUGGUUCAGCCAGGGUAGCGCCAGGACAGUAAGGUUUCUGCUCCCAUGGCCUCAUGCAUGGGUCACCCCUCUGUUACGGCACUACAUGUCACGGCAGCUGCUCCUGCCUAGUAUCACAGCCAUGGCACGUGCCUCCCAUGAGGCAGCAGCAGGCAGGAGAGGAGACCGCCAUCCCCCAUGCUUUGAGCCCAGCAGGCAAACCACCUCCAGCCUCUGGGACACCUACACAGGAGCAGAGAGGACCCUGGGGCUUCCUGGUGUCCCCUGCCAAGACAGCUGUCUUGAGUUAGAAGGGCUUUGGGAUGAUGUAGCAGCUCAGGUUAUGAGGUGCAACACCGCUUUGGUGCAGCAGACCAUGUGUCACUCCCUAUGCGUGUUAAUCAUGGGCCCCAGAGGGAAAAGGCAAUAAUAAAGUUACAGUGCUGUCCCACCAGUCCCCUCCAUGCCAGCUCUUCCCUAAACAAUUCACCUCUGGCUUAAUCCAACCAUAUUUUCUACCCUUUGAGGACUCUUAACUCCUGUUCAACCCAUCCUCUUCACUCUCUCCCACCUGAAGACUAUGAUUUUCUGCUUCCAGAUGGAAAAUGCCAUCUGUGCCUGCAGAUACCAUCACGGAGACCCUCUCAUCAGCAUCAGGCAACUCUUUUGGCCGCACUUGGGACAGAGCUCCUGUGGCUGGGGUUGCUUGGAUGUGGGACAUGAGACCACACUGCUGCUGCUGCUGGGAGGAAGAGCUGUAAUUGCUCUGAGCCGAGACACAAAGCAUUGGGGUGAGGUGGUGGUAAGAAGAGAAGGUCGCUGAGAUGUGCUUAGACUAUUUGUAAGGUAACAGCCAGUGCGGCUGGCUGUUUUUCUUGAAAAUACAUUAUUUCUUCUUUUUGAAGCCUCAGCUCUCUGAGUUACAAUCACCAUGUUCAUUAGGAAAAGUGUAGUUUGAAGUGAAGUAUGAAAAUACAAAGUGUAAGUGUUCAAAAAUCAGAUGGCGAUUGAGAUAAGAACCCAGUGCUACUUUUUAAUAAACUCUUUUUAAGUGACUCCUAAUUUAGGAGACGGAUGGGGAAGAAGGUGGAAGAUAUUGACUCACAGUAUUUGACUGCCUUAAUAAUGAAACUGUCCACAAAAGCAACUUAUAAACAGUUGCACACACUACUCAUUCCUACAAACAGACACGAACAAAAAGCUUUUUCUUGCAUCACCAACAUUUAAAAUGAUAGCUGGUAUCAAUCUGUUCUAAACACGACACGUGGAUUAGAGACCUCCUUCUUCUGGCUGCACAAAUUAACCCUUCACCCCGUAAUUGCAUGCUGGGGAACAGUCACGUACACAUCUGCCUUUAGGGAGGUUUUGCACCUGCAAAAAUGUCUCCAGAAAAUUGUCCCUGUUUACAUCCUAAGGCUGCACGACUGCUAGCAGCAAACCCAGGAUCCAGCCACAGCUCCACCCUCAAGCUAGUGCAUUCAUCACAUUGAGAAAUAAAAAUAAAGCUAUUUUCCUCUAAAGCUGGUGACCAAACAGUAUACCUGCACCAACAAAGAUCCUGCCCCAGCCAUGCUAUCAGGGUACCCACCCUUGCCAACUCUGCCCCAGAAGGCUGUGCUUGGAGCUCGCUCCCUGACUUGAUCUCACAUUUGCUCUGCAAUUAGACCUGCUCUCAUCAGCAAGCUCAGCUUUCUGCAUCAUCCACGGCUCUUCUUUGAACAUUGCAUGACUAAUUACACACAGAGAGAUAAGGUUUGUUUAAAAGGUGCUGCUCCCAGUAGAUGAAGAGAUCUGCUGACAAGAGAAAGUCUACCCUUCUGCAGCCUCCUCUCUAGCCCUGAGCAAAGCUCCAGGGCAGCCUGGGUGGGGACAGAUGCUCUGCAACAAAUUUCAUCCUUCAGCCCUUAUUCAGUCAGCCACACACUUCGUACUGGUGGGGCAGCAAGUCCAGCUGGCAAGAGGAGAAGCAAUGUGGUGAGAGCACCUGUGGCACCCUGUAGUGUGUGUGGAGCAAAUUUCAUUGCUCUGUGAAAUGCAUAAAACGAGCUUGUAAUCAUUACAGCAUGCAGAAUUAGGUAUUUCAGGU